AUGAUGAAGCCUUGGACACACGAAAAUAUCCAAAUGGUGAAAGAGAAGAUGAAUGAUAUGAACCAUAUUCGACCACAUCCAUAUUUUACCACGAAAAUUCACAAAUGCAAGGGCCAGGUACUGGAUUAUUGCACUGCGGACGACUUGUUUCAUAUAUAUCCCAGUAUUCUUGCUUUGGGGGUUGUCCUCAUCGAAAUUGCAGCCCACCAGCCUUUCAGGCCUGAGAACCCUCACUACAACUGGGACGAAACCACCAUAAACGAUUAUUAUGAAUGGGCAUGGACCACAGCAAGCCGCAGUAACUUUGGGAAUGCAAUUGGAGCUGCUUAUGAAGCAGUAGUGAGCAACUGUCUUGACGGCGAACUAUUCAGAGGGGGUUUCAUUGACUCGUCCAAACUUGACGAGGAUCUCGAAAGCAGACGAUCGGUUCUUUACGAGAAAGUUGUGCUGCCUCUUCGGCAGUUAUAUCAUGCAUACAAAGAUGACUGGGAAAUCCAGGAUAUUCCUAAGUCCGAAAUUAACGUUUCUUCAAAGAUCCACCAAAUUGAACACAGCUCCAGUGCCAUGCCAGAGAAUCGCUCCCGAUUCGCCAUCGCUAUUUUUUGCGCAUUACCCUUAGAAUCAGACGCAGCCAGUGAGCUUUUUGACGAGAUCUGGGAUGAAAGAAAAGGCGAGAGCUGUGAUAAAGCAGCCGGAGACGACAACACGUACACCCUGGGCAAAAUUUUGCACCACAACGUCGUUCUCGUCCACAUGGCCGGUAUGGGGAAAGGUGCUGCAUCUCAGGCGGCAUCGAGUAUGCGAUGCAGCUAUCCGGAAAUUAAACUCGCUCUUGUGGUUGGGAUCUGCGGGGGAGUUCCGUCAUAUUCGGAAAGCAAGGACGAUCUCAUACUUGGCGAUAUUGUGAUCAGUGAUGGAAUCGUACAAUAUGACUUCGGGAGGCGAUUUCCCGAUACCUUCUUGAGCAAAGCAGGACCCGAAGUCGUUGCCCGACCUGGCCCCAAAAUUCGCGGAAUCUUGGCUAAGUUGAAGGGGGUCCGAGGGCGAGAGCGGAUCGAAAGCAAAAUUUCUCAAUAUCUCAAGAUUUUGCAGGAUAAGCUUGGACCCAUUAAGGCUGGCUAUCCAGGAACCGACAAAGAUGAGCUGUUUCAGUCCACAUACCGACACAAGCAUCAAGAUCCAGCAGUAUGCAUGCUAUGUAGUAUCUGUGAAGGGGGCACGGAUCCAGUAUGUGAGGAGGCACGAGGACUGAGCUGUCAGCAGCUUGGAUGCCACAAGGACUUGCUGGUCCAACGCGAACGACUACAUGAGCCAUCCAGAAAAGAUUGCGCCCCAAGCCCCAAAAUUCACUUCGGUUUCGUUGGCUCGGGAGAUACGGUCAUGAAAUCUGGACAGCAUCGCGAUCAAACUGCGGCCCAACAUAAUCUUAUCGCCUUUGAGAUGGAAGCUUCGGGGAUUUGGGAUAAUUUGCCUUGCCUUGUUAUCAAAGGCGUGUGUGAUUAUGCCGACAGCCAUAAAAAUAAGAAUUUCCAACACUAUGCAGCUGCCACGGCUGCGGCUGGUAUGAAAGCUGUAUUGGAGGAAUUUACGGCCGGAUGA
Penicillium verhagenii is the source of this 1599-nucleotide messenger RNA. Its product is annotated as 5'-methylthioadenosine/S-adenosylhomocysteine nucleosidase family protein. Bases 1 to 1599 code for a protein of 532 amino acids. Gene Ontology annotation, biological process: nucleoside metabolic process. The record is from RefSeq and is a predicted model, not a curated record. NCBI's taxonomy places the organism in Eukaryota, Fungi, Ascomycota, Eurotiomycetes, Eurotiales, Aspergillaceae. The transcript has a single exon. Gene Ontology annotation, molecular function: catalytic activity.